AGUAAAAGUUAGACAAGCGACUGUUAUAGUGCACUUUUGUUGGAAAUGGCCAAUUUAAAGUAUCUAUCGGGCUUUGGAUCAGAGUUUUCUUCGGAAGACCCGCGGAGGCCUGGCUCACUGCCCGACGGACAGAAUAAUCCACAGCUAUGUCCAUAUGGUCUUUAUGCGGAACAACUUUCCGGUACUGCGUUCACCGCACCAAGAAACGAUAACAGACGAUCAUGGCUUUACAGGAUUCGACCAUCCGUUAUCCACAAGCCAUUCCGGAGAAUAAACACUGCUAAAUAUCUCACCCACAACUGGGAUGAACAGGAACCUGACCCAAAUCAGUCUCGCUGGCUUCCCUUCGACUUACCACCAGCAGAUGUGCCAGUAGACUUCGUAUGCGGUCUGCACACCGUCUGUGGCGCCGGGGAUGCGAGAGCCCGUAACGGUCUCGCCAUUCAUGUGUACCUUUGCAACACCUCCAUGACUAACAGCGCCUUCUACAGCAGCGAUGGAGAUAUGCUAAUAGUACCACAACAGGGUGUUUUGAAAAUAACAACUGAAUUUGGCAAAAUGGAAGUAGCACCUAAUGAGAUUGCUGUCAUCCAGCUGGGAAUGAGAUUUGCAGUACAUGUAGAUGGUCCAUCCAGAGGUUACAUCUUGGAGGUGUUCGACGGACAUUUUAAAUUGCCGGACCUUGGUCCUAUCGGUGCCAACGGGUUGGCCAAUCCUCGCGAUUUUCUCACUCCAGUGGCGCAUUACCAAGAAAUAGAAGUGCCUGAAUUUAAGAUAAUCAGCAAGUACCACGGUGCGCUGUUCGAAGCCACUCAGGGGCACACGCCUUUCGACGUGGUCGCGUGGCACGGAAAUUACGUGCCCUACAAAUAUGAUCUCAGCAAGUUUAUGGUUAUCAACGCGGUCGCUUACGACCACUGUGACCCAUCAAUCUUCACUGUGCUCACAUGUCAAUCCACAAAGCCAGGAGUAGCAAUCGCUGAUUUCGUGAUAUUUCCACCGCGCUGGUCCGUGCAGGAACAUACUUUCAGGCCACCAUAUUACCACAGAAACUGUAUGAGCGAGUUUAUGGGCCUCAUCCUUGGCGCGUACGAGGCGAAAGAGGGAGGUUUUCUGCCCGGUGGCGCUUCCCUGCAUUCCACGAUGACGCCUCACGGUCCUGACACCAAGUGCUUCGAGGGUGCAUCUAAUGCUAUUUUGAAGCCAGAGAAAAUCGCCGUAGGCACACAGGCAUUUAUGUUCGAGUCGUCCCUCAGCAUGGCCAUCACAAAAUGGGGAGCAGAGACCUGCCAAAAACUGGACGCCAAAUACUACGAGUGCUGGCAAAAUUUACCAAAACUGUUUUCAGACAAAUUAUAACCAUUCCUUUUAAUGUAAACUGAAUUUAUUAGUUUGAAUGAAACUGAAUUAUUUUUAAUAUACGAUUUGAUACC
Molecule: messenger RNA, 1433 nt
Organism: Diatraea saccharalis (sugarcane borer)
Lineage: Eukaryota; Metazoa; Arthropoda; Insecta; Lepidoptera; Crambidae
Source: the annotation of a GenBank genome assembly